Messenger RNA from Suillus fuscotomentosus, 489 nucleotides. RefSeq lists its product as uncharacterized. The transcript has 5 exons. Bases 1 to 489 code for a protein of 162 amino acids. Lineage: Eukaryota; Fungi; Basidiomycota; Agaricomycetes; Boletales; Suillaceae. The record is from RefSeq and is a predicted model, not a curated record.
AUGUCUGAAGACUGCUGUGCUCUUAAUGCUGAUGGCUCCCUCAAGGAUGCUUCCGAUAUCACCUUCUUCAAUGAUCCUGACGAUGAAGUACCAUUGCCCCAGGUCCCACCUUCCGCCCAGCCAUCAUCUUCAACUACAUCCACAAAAGAUGCCUUUUCCAUUCUGCUCAAGGCUGGACACCCCAGCAACAGUCACAGCUGGUUCUCGGCACUCUGGCCAGCCCAUGGACAUAUGUCAGCAGCAGUAGAGGCAGAGGGGCAUGCAGCUGGAGCAAAUGUUCGGAGGGCAUCAAUGAUGCUCACUGAGUGCAGUAUGAUUGGCCUGCAAGAGGUCACAAUGGACGGGUCACAAUGGGGAUUGCUCAAACAAGGCCAAAGUCAGACUAGUCCUCACCAUUUCACCUGCUCCUCUGCCGCUGAAACCCUUCCACAGAAUACCGACUUCUCCGAGAGUCUCCCCAUUCCAAAUGGGUGGAUAGUCCACCAGUGA